This is a messenger RNA of Fonsecaea erecta, 1641 nucleotides long. RefSeq lists its product as hypothetical. Lineage: Eukaryota; Fungi; Ascomycota; Eurotiomycetes; Chaetothyriales; Herpotrichiellaceae. The record is from RefSeq and is a predicted model, not a curated record. The transcript has a single exon. The coding region runs from base 1 to 1641 and encodes 546 amino acids.
AUGGCACUAUUCCAGAUUGUAUCCGACUUGCACUUGGAGAGCCCUUCUGCAUAUGAAACGUACCCCAUCGAACGGAAGGCACCGUAUCUGGCUCUCCUCGGCGACAUUGGAAACGUCAAAGACGAGGGAUUUUUUAGAUUCCUCGUGGCGCAGCUCAAGGAGUUCGACCAUGUCCUCUUCCUUUUCGGUAACCACGAACCAUAUGGUUUCAGCUGGAAGGCCUCCGAGCAGCGGAUGGCGGCUUUCUGUAAGAAGGUCGAAGAGUGUCGCAAGAUUGAGACGGUCAACACGCCGGCGGACGGAAAGCUGGGUGAGUUUGUCUGGCUCAACCGGACCGUCUACGAAGUGAACAACGAUGUGACAAUCCUAGGCUGCACGCUGUUCUCCAAAGUGGAUCCAUCCAAGCAGGACGCCUUGUCCCAGGGCCUCAAUGAUUUUAUAAAGAUCAAUAAUGACUGUGAAAGCCCCGACAACAACGACAAAAAUCCACAGAAACAACGACAGAAAUUCGCAGCGAGGACAAAAAUCCCUGGUGGCAACAACAAGUUCCAUAAGACCGACAAGAAUGUCCCGAAGCCGGUGCGAGAGUCUAGUCUGAAACAGAUUGUAGCAUCUGGUAGACAGAUAAUGAAAUCACAAGGACAACGACAAAAUCCACAAGAUGAGGAUCAAGUCCCCAAGGAUGAAGUCCACAAGGACGACGACAAAGUCCACAAGGAUAAAGUGCCAAAGGACGACGACAAAAUCCACAAGGACGACAAUAAGACCUCCACGAUAGCGGCAAGGCCUACAAUAACGACAAGAGACCCCAGAUUCCAACGACGAAAUCCACAAUGUAGAGCCGAAAUCCAUGGGGAGAAAGAGAAGAAGAAGUGGACAGUUGAGGAACACUGCGCAGCGCAUAAAAAGGACCUAGAUUGGCUCAACGAGCAGGUGGGAGCAAUCUCUGAAAAGAAUCCGAAUCGCAAGAUCGUUAUCUUCACCCACCACAGCCCCAGCGUGGCCGACGGAACCUACGAUGAGGCUCACAAGGGGAGCGCCAUAUCGUCUGGCUUCUCCACCGACCUGUCCAAGGAAAUGUGUUGGAAUAAUCCGCAAGUCAAGCUCUGGGCUUUCGGCCACACGCACUAUAACUUCGACAUGGUUAUGGUGAGCCGCGGCACGGGCGGCGAUACCGGCGGUGACAUAGGCGGCGACACUAAAAACGACAUUAAGAAGAGGCUUCUCACCAACCAGAAAGGCUACUAUGCCUAUGAACAGCGUUCCAGCGGUCUCCCAUUCUGUCCGGAAAAGGUCUAUGAUUUGAACAAUGUUUUUGGCGACGACCCUGAAGACAAGACUGAAGACAAGACUGAAGACAAGACUGAAGACAAGACUGAAGACAAGACUGAGGACAAGACUGAGGACAAGACUGAGGACAAGACUGAGGACAAGACUGAGGACAAGACUGAGGACAAGACUGAGGACAAGACUGAGGACAAGACUGAGGACGAGAUUGACCCAUCCUUUAAAGACUUCCUUGAUAAUCUAUUUGGAAAACGAAAAGAUAGUUCUCCAGCGGGAACGGCGCCCUCUUACGAGCCAACAGGGAAGGACAACGACACGAUUUAUACAGGGACAGGUGACGGGCAAAAAGGCUGA